AUGGCUGAGAAAAAUAAAUGCCAAACUUGUAAUAAAGUUACCGGAGCAAAGGACAUACUACAUUGCAGAUUUUGUUGCUCAGCAGCUGUCCAUUGGAGAUGUAUUGGCAUGUCUGAUUCAACUAUGAAGGAGCUCCAGCAACCUAAUAAUUUUGUAUGGAUGUGCAACAGUUGCAUUGGGCAAAUUGAACUAUUCAGAUUAAACAGUCAACUGAAUGAGAUGUCUGUUGAAAUAAGGAAGUUACAGGAGAGCAAUGCCAAAAUCAGUGAUCAAGUUAACUAUAUACAGGACAAACUUGACAGUGGUGAAAUUGAUAAUAACUUUGGUGACAAAAUAACGACACUCCAGGAGAAUCUGAAGAAAUCUUAUGCAGAUACCCUGAAGGAUGUGGUAGUCGCAGACGUUGUGAAGGUUAAUAACAGGGUAACUAACAUGAACGAUGGUAUCCAAGCAUUAAAGGUGGAGGUCAUAAAGACGAAGGAAACAAUUCAGUCCAUCAGUGAAAUUGAGGAAAGAUCAUGCAAUUUGAUAAUCUUUAGAUUGAAAGAAAAUGUUGAUCUGAGUGUUAGUGAUGGCAGAAGGGAGGAUGAUGAAAACAUUUCACGUAUCCUUGGAACAAUAUUAAAGGACAAAGUUGAUAAAUUUGAUGUUGUUAAACAGUUUAGACUGGGCAAAAAAACCGAGAAAACCAGACCGCUGCUUGUCAGGCUGAAGUCUAAGUCUUUGAAAAAUUUGAUUAUGGAAAACUUGUCAAAUCUGAAGAAUCUUGAUGAAGAUUUGAGGGGGAUCAGCGUCGGGCAUGACUUGACAAAGGAGCAGAGAAAUGAUUGUAAAAAACUGAUUGAGACUGCAAGAGAAAAGGAUAAAGAUAGAGCAGAUAAACAGGAUUUUGUAUACCGAGUGACUGGGGAACUGGGGAACUGGAGAAUAAGACGACUACCAAAGAAAUCGACUUUUGCGAUAUCUAUAUUAUCCAAGUUUAAUGUAAUUUUUGGUUUAAUCUCUGAAGGAUUGGAUAUAUUUGUUGUUGCAGAGACCUGGCAUGGAUCUUCUGACAGCCUAUCAGUGGGAUUAUCGUUGCCUCCGGGUUAUCGUUUUAUAGAUGCGGUUAGGGCUGGUGAUCCUUUCCAUGGAGGUUUGAUAAUAUUUCUUGGACCGUCUUGCAAGUAUAGACGGAUUGUUGUGCCUACAGUCACUACGUUUGAGGUUUUAGCAGUUAAACUUAUUAUUGAUCGACAGGAUUUUAUAUUAUUGGCUGUGUAUCGACCGGGUUCGGUUCAACCUUUGGUGCUGUUUUUUAAAGAGUUAACGGUUGUUCUUGAUAGUAUAACGGUUUUGAAUUCUAGGAUAGUACUGGCAGGAGAUUUCAACAUUCAUGUUGAAAGAGGUAGUGACACUCACGCGGCGACUCUGGGGGAUAUAUUUGAAAAUUAUUGUUUAGUCAAUCACACAAAGGAACCAACUCAUAUUCUUGGUGGCACACUUGAUCUAGUGGUCACUUCAGUAGAUUUUCCAGUUAUAGACUGUUCGGUCCAUCCUAGUGGUAACAUAUUAGAGCAGCACGUUCAAACGUGUGUGGCCAGGAGUGCAACAGGACUGACUUUCACUCUCAUUUCAUCUUCAUAA
Messenger RNA from Helobdella robusta, 1626 nucleotides. RefSeq lists its product as hypothetical. The record is from RefSeq and is a predicted model, not a curated record. Bases 1 to 1626 code for a protein of 541 amino acids. Lineage: Eukaryota; Metazoa; Annelida; Clitellata; Rhynchobdellida; Glossiphoniidae. Gene Ontology annotation, molecular function: catalytic activity. The transcript has 3 exons.